This is a messenger RNA of Silurus meridionalis, 464 nucleotides long. Its product is annotated as acid-sensing ion channel 2-like. Gene Ontology annotation, molecular function: ligand-gated sodium channel activity. NCBI's taxonomy places the organism in Eukaryota, Metazoa, Chordata, Actinopteri, Siluriformes, Siluridae. The record is from RefSeq and is a predicted model, not a curated record. The transcript has 3 exons. Gene Ontology annotation, cellular component: membrane. Gene Ontology annotation, biological process: sodium ion transmembrane transport. Bases 93 to 464 code for a protein of 123 amino acids.
UGCAAAUUUGGGUAGUGAGUGUGGUCCAGAGAAGUCAAGCUAGAGAAUUAGAUAGCAUUAAAAGCCAGGAAGUUAAGGGUGUGCCAGUGCUCAUGAUGGAGCUGAAAGACAGCUGUGCCAGCGAGGGCAGCCAUGAAACAGAAAGCGCUGGCACAGGCAACCUGUCAGGCCCCUUGUCCUGGCAUGUGUUUGCCCAACGCAGCACGCUACACGGCCUGCGAUACGUUUUCCCACACCGCCGCUCCUCAGCCCUGCGACGCGUUCUCUGGAGUGCAGCUCUUCUGGCCUGUCUCGGCCUGCUAGCGCUGGAGGGUGCGGAACGUGUAGCCCACUUCCUAUCGUAUCCCCAUGUCGCCAGCGUGGGCGCCGUGCCCGCGACGAGCCUAGUGUUCCCGGCCGUCACCGUGUGCAACCUAAAUGCUUACCGCUUCACACCCACACCUGGCCGAGCCCCACGUGCUUGA